This is a messenger RNA of Salvelinus fontinalis (brook trout), 2801 nucleotides long. RefSeq names its product alpha-2,8-sialyltransferase 8F-like. The record is from RefSeq and is a predicted model, not a curated record. The coding region runs from base 941 to 1891 and encodes 316 amino acids. Gene Ontology annotation, biological process: oligosaccharide metabolic process; N-glycan processing. The transcript is spliced from 8 exons. NCBI's taxonomy places the organism in Eukaryota, Metazoa, Chordata, Actinopteri, Salmoniformes, Salmonidae. Gene Ontology annotation, molecular function: alpha-N-acetylneuraminate alpha-2,8-sialyltransferase activity.
GCAGAGAAGGCUGGGGCUCAGGGGUGGGGUUGGAAAAUGCAGGAGGAAGGAGCAACAGCUUGAGCUCUGGGACUACAGUGGACAGAAAGUAAGAGCACGGAGUGCUCUCAAUGAAGGAGUGAGAAAGAGGAAGCCAGAAAGAGAGAUGAAAGGAAACAAGUCACAUCAAUCUACGUAAAGGAGGGCAUGCGGACAAGACGGACAUUGUAGUUCUACAGGAGCCGAGUGGAGAGGGAGAAAAGAGGGGGAAAGGAGAGAAAGAAAGGAGAGAGGCGCAUGAGGUAUUUUUAUAGGGCACAGACAGAGAUAUGAUAGCCUGCUUACAGAAGCGGUGUGCUUGGAAACGCUCAGAAAGAGAGCGAGCGGGAGAGAGAGAGAGAGGGUGGAAAAGGAGGGGGGAGUGAGUGAGACAGAAAGAUUAACCAGUCAGAAAGAGCGAGAGUGAGCAGUGAGGUACAAUCAGGGAGAAAUAGCAAGGGGGGGAGGAGGGUGCAUGAGAGGUAGAAAAAAUCAAAUGAAAGAGGGGAAAGGUGCCAAAACAAACAAAUGUGUCAGUGCGGAGUGAGGGACACUAGGAGAGAGGGAGAGAGAGAGAAGAGGAGAGGGCCAGCCAGAGGGCUUAGUAGGGGGAGAGAGGCAUGAGGGGACUGUUCUGCUUUAUGCUCACCCUGUCCAUCCUGGGGACUGUCCUGACUGCACUCGUCUGGUAUGUCUUCAGAGACCGAGCAAUGGUUGGUUUUUCCUCAAUGCUUGUUACUGUGGGUAUCUUAACUAAACCACUGACACACCCUGAUUAUGUGGUGGAAAAGAGAGCGAGAGAGAGAGAGAGAGAGAGAGAAACUUCUGUUUGUGCCCCAGCAGAGCUGAUGGAUUUCAGAAUAAGAGGACGGUGUUGAAAAGCAAUGUCCAACCUGGCAGACCCCCCCACAAAGAUCCUAUUAUGAACUCUGGGCCAGUCCCCUCCGGAACAUGCAAGGGCUGCAGGGAUACAGUUACUGAAAAAGUGGUGGAGCGCUACUCUCACAGCUGGAAGAAGCAGGAGGACAAGUUCAGAAAUUUCAGGUCUCUUCUGAGUAACAGAUGUCAUGGACUCACCAAGGCUAUGGUGACACAGGCCAACACUCCUCUGGGGUCAAAGGUUGUGUACGAUGGAGAGAAGAGGAAGCCUCUUCAGGUGACGCCUGAACUGUUCAGCACCUUUGCUAAGGAGAAUCCUUUUGUGAAUACGACAUGGGAUACGUGUUCUGUUGUUGGGAAUGGGGGAAUCCUAGCUAAUAGCAGCUGCGGAGAGAAAAUCGACUCCGCCCAGUUUGUUAUCAGGUGUAACCUCCCUCCUCUGGAGAACGGCUAUGAGAGAGACGUGGGCAACAAGACAGACCUGGUGACAGCUAAUCCCAGCAUCCUCAUGGAGAAAUAUGGGGGCCUGCAGGAGCGUCGUCGGCCCUUCGUGGAGAGCCUACGUAGCUAUGGCGACUCCCUGAUGCUCUUGCCAGCCUUCUCGUACGGCCCCAACACGCCCGUGUCUCUGCGGGCCCUCUACACCAUCCAAGACUUUGACAGCCCCUUGCGGCCCGUCUUCCUCAACCCAGAGUACCUACAGAGUCUGGCGCACUUCUGGCAGGGCCAGGGCCUGCGGACGGUACGCCUCAGCACAGGACUCAUCGUGGCUAGCCUGGCGCUGGAGCUGUGCGCCAACGUGCAUCUCUACGGGUUCUGGCCCUUUAAUGAACACCCCCACCGACACCAGCCCCUCACCAACCAUUACUACGACAACAGGCAGAGUAAGAAGACGGUGCACGCUAUGCCCGCUGAGUUUGACCACCUGCUAAGACUCCACAGCCAGGGCGUGCUCAGGAUACACCUGGGAGAGUGUGCGCCCGCGGCCAGGUAGGCCCCACCCCUUUACCGGAACUUUACCUACAGCUAGGACAGACACAACAGAGACAUAGGGCCCUCCUAUAGGCUCUCUCAGGAGUCUUACCCAGUCAUGCACUUAGCCAGUCAUGUCUUUGCUACCUGCCAGAUGGGAUGGCCCCGACUGGCCCAGAACACUCUGGUAUUCAGCACAGGGGCAUGUUUUAUGUGACGUAUGUCUGGUCACAGUGGAGGAGCAAUGGGGAGGCUGGGACAUUUAGUCGCCCCAGCAGCCGUUUGUAGAUUCUCAGUGUGAGAGUCUACAGAACAGGUUGAUCCGCAAUCAAAUAAUUUGUACUGUACCCAAAAUGGGUGUAAAUACAUGAAUUAUGCAUAUCAUCUACUGUAUAGAUUUACAAUGAUGUAUUUAUCAUCAAGUGUUCCAGCUGGAAUCUAGAGAAUGUUUUUGUUUUGUUGGACUUAAAUACAAAGUGUUUUGGAACAUGUAUGGUUUAGAUGAGGCCUUCCCAACUACAGAGGGGGUCAGUGUAGUGCCUAAUAUGACUCACCUUCCUGACUGUAGCAACAAACAAAAAACACAUGCGAGCCUUUACGAGUUAACUGAAUGUAUGGUUAUGUCAAUCUAAUACCUCCUGGAUUGGCCAAUCUUCAGCUGGACUGUUACUUUCAGAUUUAUAUUUAAUAUCAAUGAUGAUUAAAUGUGUUAUAUCUCAUUAUGACAUAGUGUAUAAUACAUUCAAUGUGGUACUGGGUCCUUCCAUGAAAUGAGUCCCUUUUGUGUCUCUUUGAUAUUUUAAGUAGAAAUUGUGCACCAAUAUUGAAUUUUAAAAGACUGUUAAAUUAAACGAAGUGUCCUUUAAUAUAGACCACAUGGAAAAUUCAAAAAAUCAUGUUUUUUUAAUAUGAAUAAAGACUUCUGAAUUUUA